This is a messenger RNA of Helicoverpa armigera (cotton bollworm), 2178 nucleotides long. Its product is annotated as pentatricopeptide repeat-containing protein 2, mitochondrial. Bases 120 to 1262 code for a protein of 380 amino acids. Gene Ontology annotation, biological process: multicellular organism development; regulation of mRNA processing; mitochondrion organization. The record is from RefSeq and is a predicted model, not a curated record. Lineage: Eukaryota; Metazoa; Arthropoda; Insecta; Lepidoptera; Noctuidae. Gene Ontology annotation, cellular component: mitochondrion. Gene Ontology annotation, molecular function: RNA binding; protein binding. The transcript has 9 exons.
ACAUGAAGGAAUAGACAGUUGUCUCAAGAUAAAAUAAAACUACAUUGUCUAUGUAUAACCUAAAUUUAAAUCUCCUAACAUUUCGGCAAACGGAGUAAACUUUUUAUUUUUUUAUUAAAAUGUCGUUGAUAGCAAAUUAUCUAACAAGGACUAGUGUGUAUUCAAAUUUGCGUCUAAUAUUACCAAGUAGGACUAUAUAUGUUACCCAAGUUACAAACCUCUAUUCGCCUCAUGCGUUGGGCAUCGAUGGCUUUUUGCAAACAAGGAAAAAGGCCAAGGAACAGUUUACGAAUUAUUCUGAAAAGUUUAGAUCUAAGAUGAAUGAAUUCGUCAGCAGCAAAGACACUAUGAUAUUUACAGAAGACUUAAAAAAUAUGUUACAUUUGGCAGAGCCUACUGACUUAAAUCUAAUUUUGAAUAUGAUCAAAAAGUUUAAUUCUCAAAAUAGUGAGCUGAGAUUUGGUUCAUAUGUGUUUGGACCAGUUGUGAUGAGAAUGUUCCAUUUCUUGGAUGCACCCAAAGAGGCUUUAGAGUGCUUCUAUGACCCAAAAAACGAUGGUUUCUUUGACCAGCUUGUGUCAUACCACAUUCUUUUAGAUUUGCUCUACAGUCAUGAAAUGUACGAUGAAAUGUACAAAGUUUUUGAAAGGGCUCAGAACAAACAAAUAAACAUGACAAAGUUCCCUAAAUACUGUGUGGUAAUGGUACUGGCAGCAUGUUAUAAACAAAACACACCAAAGAGUUUGGAGUAUGCUUCAAAGCUAUGGUCAGAUAUGGCCAGUGCUGGUACGGUGCCAGUUAGAAGAGCAUGCACAUUUUUCGCUGCAUUGGCUUUGAAACAAGGAGCGCCACACAUAGCCAUGGAAUCAAUAUCGUCCCAAAGACAACAUUACGUAACUAUUAGGAACAUUAAGGUAAUGGCGCUCGCAGAUAUGGGCAGAGUAGAAGAUACACUACCAAUAUUGAGAUCAGUCUUAGACAUUGACAGCCCAACGCAGAGGGAUAAACACACAUUCUUUGAAGAAACUAUGGAUAGAGUACAACAAGCAGCAGAAAAGGGUGCAAAUAAAGACGUGCUGAAGCAAUUUGAAGACAUCAGAAAAGCUUUGAAGGAUAGAGGCCUUAUUGACGGUAGCAAGACCAUUGAUCUGCUGCUGAACACUGAGAUAGAGAAACCACAGCCCGGACAGUUACCUGGUGGUCAACAACAGUUUCAGUACAAGAGAGUGCAACUCGGACCUCGCAAGAAACGAAUUGUCUAGUAUUUACAGUAAUUAAGUGUCCAUUUUCACUGACAUUCCCUUUAACAUCGACUACUUAAAGAGUUUUAGCUAAAUACAACCUGCAAUUUGCAUACCAUUUAUUUUUUUUUUAAUUUUUUUUUUAUUUGUUCUUCUAUUACAGGCAACUAGGCCCAUAGAAAAUUCAAUACAUAAAUAAAUGACAGUACAAUACUUAUAAAGGAAGUUGAUGGCCUUCCUCCAUAGGUAAAUGGGCUAUCUAGCACUAAAAUAAUUAUUUUAAUAGGGCCAGUACAUCCUACAAUACACGGAAGCAUUAAAGAACCUUGAAAUUGAUAUCCUUAAAUCCUAGUUUUUUAGACACCUAAAGUUUAGGUACUAACUGAAAAGACUUAGGGGAUGUCUUUGAAAAUGGGCAUGAGUUAAUCUAAAACAAAAAGUAGCUUGUUAUUAGUCAAAUUAUUGGUUUGUUUUGUACAUAUUUAGAUGUUUUACAAUUGUAUGAAUGAAUUGCCAUGUGUAAAAAUCUAUGGUCUUACUAUGAACUUUGUUGCCUUAAAAGUUAAUCGGUACGCUUUUCUCAUGGAGUAUCGGCUUUUAAGCUGUCAAUCAUCAUAAUGAUUUUUUUCUGAGUUAAUGGGUUACAUAAUCUACCUUAUGCCUAUACAUAUUGUAAAUGAAUAAAAUCUUCGACUAUUUUCGUAGUUUUAUGAUUUUGUAAAAUAGGUACAUGUUUGGUAGUAAGGUUAAAAAGAGAUCAACCAUGAAACCUGAAAGUUUUGUUUAUGAUCCAAUUUUAUCAAAAAUUCUGUAGCAAUAAGAGUUCAUCGUAAGUUCUCAGAUUUAUGUGUAUAAAAAGUAACUUUAUAUUUUGUUAACCUGGAUGUUUGUUGUGUCCAUGCCGAAGAAACGAUAAAUUAAAAGUUGGCAAAAAAGU